Messenger RNA from Miscanthus lutarioriparius, 891 nucleotides. The record is from the annotation of a GenBank genome assembly. NCBI's taxonomy places the organism in Eukaryota, Viridiplantae, Streptophyta, Magnoliopsida, Poales, Poaceae.
AUGGCGGCCGGAACUCGCGGGGCGGGGCGGGGCGCGCAGGGCCAGGGUGACGCUGGAGGUCUCGCGGCCGAAGGCCAUGGCGGGCAGGGGCGCACGCGGCCAUGGCGGCUGGAGCUCGUGGGGCGAGGCGCACGGGGACAGGGCGGCGCUGGAGGUGUCACGGCCGACGGCGCGGGACGCGUCCGGCGGCGGGCGCGGACGGGUGCUCGUUGGAGCUCGGCUAUCGUCAGUCUCGCCCCUGGCCACUCACGGGAGCGGAGGUGCCGGUCCGACCACCUUCGGCUGCUGGGGGCGCCGGGGGGAGCAGCGCGCCCGCAGGAGGUGAAGAGCCCUGCUCCGGCAGCGGCAGCGUCGUCCCCGCCCGGCCUCGCGCUCGUGCUCGCGGCCGCCAUCCCCUCCAGCAGCGGCGUCCUCGUCCACGCCCGGCUUCCCCUCGCGCUUGAGCUCGCGGCCGGCAAAGCCCCGCUCGGCGGAGCUCGCGCUCGAGCCCGCGACCGCCAUCCCCUCCAUCAAAGCUCAUGCUCGCGGGCGUGGGCGUGCCCGCCGCGCGCUCCACGCCGGGGCGAGGUGCAGGCGCGCCUCCCGCUCCGCCGUGGCCAAGAAGAAGGAGAUGGUGGUGCUGCUGAUGGUGGCCGCGCGCGCGUAGGCGGUGCUGCUGAUGGAGGCCGCGCGCGGGUAGGCGGCGGACUCCCGCGCCACGAGCUCGAGGUCGGAGCAGUAGGCGGCGUAGGUGACGUAGUCCCGCACGUGCUGCGCGCACUCCGGCGGCAACGCCUUCCACGGCACGAGGUUGUUGGCCUCCGCCGCCAGCCGCUAGCUGGCGCAGCGCAUGUCCGUCGGCACGUCGUCGACGUCGGCAUCGGGGUCGGGCUCCUCCGCGGCCCGCGCUGA